Messenger RNA from Dermacentor silvarum, 666 nucleotides. RefSeq names its product prenylated Rab acceptor protein 1. The transcript has a single exon. The record is from RefSeq and is a predicted model, not a curated record. NCBI's taxonomy places the organism in Eukaryota, Metazoa, Arthropoda, Arachnida, Ixodida, Ixodidae. Gene Ontology annotation, cellular component: Golgi apparatus. Bases 1 to 666 code for a protein of 221 amino acids.
AUGAAGCGGCAGCAGGGCGACAUCGGAGAGCCCCUGAGUUCCAGUCCGAAUUCUUCAGGUGAUGCUCCAAUCACUUCCCGAGCGCCAACCCCUACGUUGCCGCAAAAACGCCUCUCCUCAUCGUCUCCCAAGAAAGAGGCCUUCGACCUUCGACGUGCCAUCGUGACCUGGUCCAGCAAACAGAUCAACCGCGCACAGCCGUGGAAGCAUUUCGCGGAUGCCGCGAAAUUUUCCAUUCCGAGAUCGGCCCAGGAGGUCGCCGACCGGAUCCAAUGGAACGUGGGCCGCUUCAGCAGCAACUACGGCGUUCUUUUCGUCGUCAUCCUGGCGGGCUACGUCAUGUCCAGCGUGGAACUCGUGGUGAGCGUCGUGGCUGUGGCUGCAGUGUGCGCCGCGUUCAAGCUGCAUCAGGACGACGAGUCUGCGGCCUUGUGGGGCACGAGGCUGAUGCUCAGCAAGAACCACAGGCUGGUCGCGGCCGCAUUGGUGGCGUUGCCUCUUCUCCACGCCGCAGACAUCUGGUCCGCUGUCCUGUGGUCUGUUGGUGCAAUCCUGGCGAUCGGCGCUGUCCAUGCCACUCUGUAUGCAGGACUUGCCUCCCCAAACAAGUUCGCCAGAAAGCUGCCGGACACUCCCGAGGAAGGUGAUAUCUUGGGCCACCUUUGA